Messenger RNA from Gadus macrocephalus (Pacific cod), 2093 nucleotides. Its product is annotated as probable G-protein coupled receptor 160. The transcript has 2 exons. The record is from RefSeq and is a predicted model, not a curated record. NCBI's taxonomy places the organism in Eukaryota, Metazoa, Chordata, Actinopteri, Gadiformes, Gadidae. Gene Ontology annotation, cellular component: plasma membrane; signaling receptor complex. The coding region runs from base 350 to 1420 and encodes 356 amino acids.
AACUGGCUGCUACUCGUUGGUAUGCAAAGAGCUGGGCGGUUCUACUAGUGGGCAGCAACCAAAAUAACAGGUAGUCCAAGUUGUUUCUCACCGUCCAUGAGCCUACAUGCAGGUGAGAGCAGAGAGCAGCAAACAUUAGCAUUGCAAAGCAGGAGAGAGAGGGAGAGCACCAUCUGUCUAAGCAGCAACAGAGAACUCAACAGGUAGAGAGAGAUCCAGCGGGUCGUACAAAGCUAGAAGUGCACUGCUAACGCUGGGUACACACUGCAGGAUAAUUAACGUAAGCCAGAUUUCCUGCCCAUCUCUGUCUACUGAAGCGCCAAAGACCCAGGACACCCAAGGUCUAAAAAUGUUGGGUGUCAUAGAAGAAUGGAGGGAAGACCACAACCACGUGGACAACACAUCGCGGUACCUGUUCCUCCUUCUGUUCAAGUUUGGCAUGGACACCACCAUUCUGUACAUCUGCUGGAAUAGACUGCACACCUUCUUCCUAAGUUUGUGUGGCCUGUCCAUCGUCCUGGCGGAUGCGGUCAUGUUGUUUGCGUUGACCACGGUGUGGUUCCUCCACCCAUUGAAGUCCCCCGUGUCAGUCUGCUUUGUCUUGGCCCACUUUUCUAGUGUCUUCUCCAUGCUACCACUGCCGAUGCUGGGCCUGGGUCUCUUGGACUACUUAUUUCAUGACAGGUGUUUGGCUAACCGAAGGCCUGUCAUUAUGAAGCUAACAAACACAGCAAUGGCCUUGCUGGUUUGGCUUGUGGCUGCGGUGUAUUCCUAUGAAGCGACGAGGAGCAGCCCGAGGGAAAUUGAACAUUUUGGAGGUUUGAAGGCUCUAGUGUGUGAAGUGCAGGAGAGCGGCACGGUCAAUCUCUUUGUUAUUAGUCUACUUAUAGUGACAAUUUGUGCAUUGCUGCCACACUACACCAGCAUCUCUGCAUGGUACAGAAGGGCCAACAUGUUGUCUGAUCAGAGAGACAAACCACCUCACAUCCAGAAGAGUGAUCUACUGCGCAAUGCCGUCGGCCAGGAUGCUCAGGAAGAUGCCGCGGGGGAAGUCCAGACGACCCAUCAGCCGCCAUCUCUCUGCGUCAGCUUUAUGCUGGGCUUUGCUUCAGUAUGGCUGCCCUACCUCAUCAUAUCUGUGAUAUUUGUGCUCUUGGGCUUGGGGAUUCCAGCGUACAUAUUAGUCAAUCUGCUUUGGAUGGAAUGCACCAACAGUUUAUUAGUGGGUUUUGUGUUCUGGUUGAAGUGUGCAGAGUCAGGACAGUAUAAUCAUCUCCCAGACAAUAUUUGUAUGUGGCGCACAUACUUGCAUUUGAGCAGGGGAACACCUGUAUGUCAGGAGAACUUCAAUGCAACCAAAUGGAACCCAUCAGAAGGCCCUACGAACACAGUCUCCCAUCAGAUUGACCAAGUGGUGUGAGGUCACCACUAGUCGUACUACAUAUUCAUAUCUAAAGUCUGAUGGUUGACAAACUCAAAUCUAGGUGAACAAGGGCAUUUCUGGGGAAAUGGGGGGGAUUUCACUUUCUUUCACUAAAUAUUUGUUUUUGACCAACACAAACUAUAGUUUGUGGUUUUAAAGUGUAAGAAAUUUGUACAAAUUAUCGUAUCAACAGUCUAGACUAGAAGUCACUAUAUAAAGGCAAUUAAAAUCCUUUUGAAAGCUUCAUCCACUCACAAGAAUGAGGUUUCUUUGGUAGAAUAUCUCUGUAGCAAAACCGGAAAAACGGCGUAACUUAAGGUUACAGUUUUUGGUUCAAGGCUGGGCUCUGUGCCAUCUCCCUCAAGAGGUUUGGCUAAAGGGUUUGCAUACAACCACCUGAUGCCACGUUACAAUUUUAUUCAAAAAGCUUUAUGAUAUGACUAUUGUUUUGAACAGCAUUACCGAUAGAUUAUUAAUCUAUAUCUUUUGUACUUGAUGGAAGUUGAGUUUUGAACUUUGUUAUUGUAAUAAAAUUUAAGAAACCAAAUUGCUCAAAUGGUUGGAAAGAUCAAUGUCUGUUUUGUAUACUAUCAGUUUCAAUUUUAUUAUCUUAUUAUUAUUGUUGCAUAAAAAUGAAUGAAAUAAAGAUUGUAUUGUAUUAAACAUUAAA